AUGCCAGUAAGGCGUUUCUGCGGUCACAGGUCUUUAGUGAAACGUUCUGAAACGCCCAAACUCUCGCAUGGUUUCUGGAAGAUGAACGUGUCUAAAAGUGGAUACCGUGUGUUCUCCGCCAACUCCAGCACCGCGUGCACCGAGCUGGCCAAAAAGAUAACUGAACGCUUGGGUGUAGAGUUGGGCAAGUCAGCAGUAUACCAAGAAGGCAAUGCAGAGACCAGAGUGGAUGUUAAGGAGUCUGUGCGCGGACAAGAUAUCUUCAUCAUUCAGACUAUUCCGAGGGAUGUCAACACUGCCAUCAUGGAACUGCUUAUUAUGGCGUAUGCACUAAAAACGUCCUGUGCCAAGAACAUCAUUGGGGUCAUCCCUUACUUUCCUUACAGCAAACAGUGCAAAAUGAGGAAAAGGGGCUCAAUUGUCUGCAAACUACUGGCAUCCAUGCUGGCUAGAGCUGGGCUUACUCACAUCAUCACCAUGGACCUCCAUCAAAAGGAAAUCCAGGGCUUCUUCAGUUUCCCUGUUGAUAACUUGAGAGCUUCCCCUUUCCUUAUCCAGUACAUUCAAGAAGAGAUUCCGGACUACAGGAAUGCUGUCAUUGUUGCAAAGUCCCCAUCAGCUGCCAAGAGGGCGCAGUCCUACGCAGAGAGACUGCGUCUCGGUUUGGCUGUCCUGCACGGCACCGCUCCCGGUAUUGAGUGCAACGUGGGCGAUGGGUUGUACUCUCCUCCGCCGGCUCGCACCACCAUGGGACACACUGGCUUGGAGCUGCCUUUAAUGAUGGCCAAGGAGAAGCCACCGAUCACUGUUGUUGGAGAUGUGGGAGGAAGAAUCGCAAUCAUUAUUGAUGACAUCAUCGACGACGUGGAGGAGUUUAUCGCCGCUGCAGAGAUCCUGAAGGAGCGAGGCGCCUACAAGAUAUUCAUCAUGGCAACGCACGGACUGCUGUCUGCUGAUGCGCCAAGACUCAUUGAAGAGUCUGCCAUAGAUGAGGUGGUGGUGACCAACACAGUGCCCCACGAGGUGCAGAAGCUGCAAUGUCCAAAGAUUAAAACUGUAGACGUGAGCAUGAUCUUGGCUGAGGCUAUUCGCCGCAUCCACAACGGUGAGUCCAUGGCCUACCUGUUCCGGAACAUCACCGUGGACGACUGA
Nerophis lumbriciformis (worm pipefish) is the source of this 1152-nucleotide messenger RNA. Lineage: Eukaryota; Metazoa; Chordata; Actinopteri; Syngnathiformes; Syngnathidae. The record is from RefSeq and is a predicted model, not a curated record.